Molecule: messenger RNA, 1744 nt
Organism: Betta splendens (Siamese fighting fish)
Lineage: Eukaryota; Metazoa; Chordata; Actinopteri; Anabantiformes; Osphronemidae
Product: complement C1q-like protein 2
Exons: 2
Coding region: 378-1136 (252 amino acids)
Molecular function (GO): protein binding
Source: RefSeq, a predicted model, not a curated record
UACGCCAGCGGCUCCAGUUUACCCUCUUCCGUAAGGACGACCGACCCCUCUGGAACUGGAAGGACCCUUCUGUUCGCGGACUCACGCGGCAAGUCGUGCCACAACGAAUAUUUCCCCUGUCACCAGUGUGAAGUCAAGUGGCAGUGGCACCGCGUUAACGCCGCAGGGGAAGCUGCGCGUGGAGUUUGGACGUGUUUGCUUCUCAUCUCUCGCCUCUUUUUCUUAAUCCUGGGUUGGAGCGUCAUUGGUUUUGUCCGCUUUGUUUUUGUGCUUUUUAGCGCUUGUGUCACCGUCCAGUAUUAGGUUCCCAAAGAAAACACUUGCAGCUUGCAUCUCUGACUUUUCCAAGGAACAGAGUCGUCGCUGCUGCGUUCAUCAUGGUUUUGACUUUCAUUAUCGUAAUUCCCCUGUUGGUCCAGACAUCCAAGACCGAUGCACACUAUGAGAUGAUCGGCAUUUGUAGGAUGAUCUGUGACUCGUACAAUCCCAACCCGAGCGCCACAGCUCUGGAAGUCAUGCGGGACCUGAGCGCCAGCCCUUCUCCGGCUGUUGUUCAAGGGAUUAAAGGCGAGCCGGGUCGGCCGGGGAAACCGGGACUGAGGGGGCCACCCGGGGAACCUGGACCCCCUGGUCCAAGAGGACCGCCGGGGGACAGACGAGCUGCGGACGUGCCGCAUCCAGGGACUGUGAGCACAGCGCAAACGGAGAGAAGCGCAGAGCUCGGGUCUCUUUUUGGUGCCGCAAAAAUAGCGUUUUACGUGGGCCUGAAAAAUCCUCAUGAGGGAUACGAAGUUUUAAGGUUCGACGACGUUAUCACGAACCUGGGGAACCACUACGACUCAACAACGGGCAAGUUCACCUGCCAGGUGUCUGGGAUGUACUACUUCACGUAUCACGUACUAAUGCGCGGAGGAGACGGGACGAGCAUGUGGGCAGACUUGUGCAAAAACGGACAAGUUCGAGCCAGCGCUAUAGCCCAGGAUGCCGACCAGAAUUACGACUACGCCAGUAACAGCGUCGUCCUCCAUCUCGACUCUGGUGAUGAAAUUUAUGUCAAACUUGAUGGCGGCAAAGCGCACGGCGGAAACAACAACAAAUACAGCACGUUUUCUGGUUUUCUUUUGUACCCGGACUAAUGUGGUGCCGUUGCAACACCAGACUGCUGUCAGAGAGUAGAGUUAAAAAUGUUGUGUCUUCAAGUUGGUUUAGUGCUUUUAAUCUAAUUAUGUUUAGACUAUCAGGCCCAUCCUAGACCAACACCAAGUCAAUCACUCACUACAGUAUAGGAUAUCCAUUAUUUAAAUCAUUCCCCUGUAAUAAAAUAAACGUGGAAUAUACAUUAAGCAUGUUUUGCAGUAAAAAUAUCUUCAAUGAUCUUCAUCUUCAUGUAACUGUUCUUUUUCUGGAAUAGGUGAAAUUAUGGAAACAGUUUAAAAUAAUCCUUCUAUUUCAGACUCUGCAAAUGACAAACCUCUGUCAUUUCAAACUCUACAUUAGCAGUUCAGUUGUUACAUUUGUCUACUUGUGUGUUGUGUAAAGUCAAGAUUAUUCCCUUCCCUAAAAUUGACUGAAAUCCUCCAUGAUCAAGUCUUUAUGAAGAGAAUUCAGUGAUAUUCAUUUAAAAGUAACUUGAAUUCAUAAACUCAUAUAUAAGUGUAUGCUACACUAACUGUCUAGUGUUGAUUAUGUUUAUAUUCCUGUAUAAUCAUUGGUCAGUGAUUGCAAUAAACUAUUCUGUUUUCUA